UGAUUCAACACUCAAAGUUUACUUUAGAAUUUAUGGGUAGGAUUUUCUCGAUCUAUUAUUAACAAUAUUAACUAACAAUUAUUUUGAUAACGGCGAUCCGUAUAUUGGCGACGGCCGCGGCGGAAAUUGAACAUUACAAUCGAACCAAUUAACUCUCUGCUAUUAUUAUUAGUUAUUUGUAAAAGUGUUAACUGCCCGUUGCAGUCUUACUUCGUGUUUCGUGUAUACAUGCUCUUUUUAUUGUUUCAACAUGGAAGAAAUUAUUUUGAAUGCUCCCGUGAUCAUCGAAGAUAUUGAAUUUCCUGAUCAAUCCGACUUACUCAAUUUAUUAAUUAAAUUGAAAGGAGAUUGUUUCUUCAACGCAUUUAUUGAAUAUGGAAUAACAUCUGAAAGCCUUAAAUACACAAACGAAAAACACUUAAAUGAAAUUUGUCCAAAAAAUUUGUAUGGACAAAGAAUUAUAUUUGAGAAUCAUUUGAAAAAGUGGCAGUCAAACUUUGUUGGUAAACAGUCUACUGUUAAUGCAAGUAAUGCAUUAGAUUAUUCAUCAGAUUCAGAGAUUUUUGAAUACUCUACUACAAGUUCCAGUAGCAGUAGUCCAAUUUCUUUUAAAAAUCAAGUGGUGUCUCCGUCUUAAAAAACGUGCAACAUGGAAAAUGAACUUGAUCAAUUCAUGGUACAUUUAAAGUAUGUUCAUUAUCAUCAUCGAGUUUUUAUCGCUGUGGUAUAUCGCAUUGUUCACAAACUUUUUCGGCUUAUCGUACAUUUUCUAAACAUAUGAAAUGUGAAAUGUAAAAUAAAAUAAAUUCUAAUCAUAAUCAAUAUAAUUUUGUAAGUUAUAUUGUCUCAAAUGUUGAUACUGGUCUGUAUGUUUUGAAAAGUAAUACAUAUUUAAUGGGUCCUCCAAUUAAUUUAUAUCAUCUAAAUAAUAAAGACACUGUAAUACGGGUCAAACAUUACUUUACAUAGAAUAUUUAUUAAAAUACAUAUAAUUUGAUUUAUGUUAUAACUUAUAGUAUAAGUUAUACAUACAACAGUAUUUUUUAUAUAAACUUAUGUACAUUUUUAUUUAACUGAUGUUUAAUCUAAUCCUAAA
Sipha flava (yellow sugarcane aphid) is the source of this 1096-nucleotide messenger RNA. RefSeq lists its product as uncharacterized. Bases 251 to 637 code for a protein of 128 amino acids. The transcript is spliced from 4 exons. NCBI's taxonomy places the organism in Eukaryota, Metazoa, Arthropoda, Insecta, Hemiptera, Aphididae. The record is from RefSeq and is a predicted model, not a curated record.